AUGCCUCCAAAACUUACAAGUCGAAUCCAGCGCAUAAACGGCGUCCGACUAGCCGGACAGCCAUCCACCUGGGACAUCCAAAUCGAAUAUCCCACGGACAGCGGUACAAUCACAUCCGUGACCCCGCAUGAAGAUGAAGGCACACACAUCACCGAGUCGCCCUUAGCGCUACCAGCAUUGACCCAUCCACACAUCCACCUCGACAAAGCAUUCAUACACAGCACGCCCGAAUAUGCCCAAUUCCUUCCCUCAACAGGCACAUUCCAGGAAGCACUCUCCUCAACAACAAAAGCAAAACAACAAUUCAACCACGCCGAUCUAAUUAAAAGAGGCGAAUGGCUCCUCGCCGAGUCCCUCGCUUCCGGCGUAACAGCAAUGAGAACGUUCGUCGAGGUAGACCAUACAGUCCAACACAUCUGCCUCAAAGCCGCAGCAGAACUCAAAGAAAAAUGGAAACAAGCCUGCGAAAUCCAGAUCGUCUGUUUCGCCCAGGAUCCUAUCUUCUCUACUGAACACGGGGAUCAGAAUAUGCGCCUCGUAUCCGAGGCUCUGGAUAAAUAUCCCCAGAUCGAAGUUCUCGGUACAACACCCUACGUCGAGACUAGUAUCGAUGCUGCAAAGGCUAAUAUCGACUGGGCGAUUGAUCGCGCCCUCGCAUUGGACAAACAUCUCGAUUUCCAUCUCGAUUAUAACCUCGACACGACCAAAGAACCGCUCGUCUGGCAUGUUCUCCACACCCUCAAACAACGAGGCUGGACAACCGGUUUAACAACCAAACGUGUCAUGCUCGGCCAUUGCACGAGACUAACACUCCUCUCGGAGAACGAGUGGAUCAGAAUUGCGCGCGAUAUCCAUGAGAACGAUCUACCUGUUAGUUUUGUCGGGUUACCAACGAGUGAUAUUUACAUGGCGUCGUCGGCUGGUGUUAACGGUAGCGAGACUGCACUUCAAUCUCGACCAAGGGGAACGCUACAAAUCUUAGAGAUGAUCCGGAAAUAUGGCCUGGAUGCUGUGAUAGCAGUGAAUAAUGUCGGGAAUUCGUUUACGCCGUGGGGAGCGCCUGAUCCGUUGGCAUUGGCUUGUUUGGGGGUUGGGGUUUAUCAGGCUGGCAGUCAGGAUGAUGCGGAGUUGUUAUUUGACAGCCUGGAAAAUCUGCCUAAACUCGGCAUCCGUCCUGGUGACACUGUUAUCCUCAUCGUCGUACAUGUCGUGCCCAAGGUUGUGGGUAGACAAAUCCUCCUUAACAACCAUGAGACCAUUCUCAGUUAA
Penicillium arizonense is the source of this 1269-nucleotide messenger RNA. RefSeq names its product putative zinc metallopeptidase. NCBI's taxonomy places the organism in Eukaryota, Fungi, Ascomycota, Eurotiomycetes, Eurotiales, Aspergillaceae. Gene Ontology annotation, molecular function: hydrolase activity, acting on carbon-nitrogen (but not peptide) bonds, in cyclic amidines. The transcript has 2 exons. The record is from RefSeq and is a predicted model, not a curated record. Bases 1 to 1269 code for a protein of 422 amino acids.